This is a messenger RNA of Sinocyclocheilus rhinocerous, 1341 nucleotides long. RefSeq names its product neuropeptide FF receptor 2-like. Gene Ontology annotation, molecular function: peptide binding; opioid receptor binding; neuropeptide receptor activity. The record is from RefSeq and is a predicted model, not a curated record. Gene Ontology annotation, biological process: regulation of adenylate cyclase activity; cellular response to hormone stimulus; regulation of MAPK cascade. The transcript is spliced from 4 exons. Gene Ontology annotation, cellular component: plasma membrane. The coding region runs from base 70 to 1341 and encodes 423 amino acids. Lineage: Eukaryota; Metazoa; Chordata; Actinopteri; Cypriniformes; Cyprinidae.
AGGAGGUGUUCGUUUUUUACCUGGGAACAGGUAUACUGUAGGGAAACUGGAGUAAAAAAAAGAUCUAAAAUGAACGAAACACAGGACCUGAACAUUAACCUUGAGGAUGAUGGAAACUGGACUUUUGUCAAUGGCUCCAAUGAAUUCUUCUUACCUCAGAGCAACAUUACAUACGUUGGAUAUUACCUGCAUCAGCCAUCUGUAGCAGCAGUCUUCAUAGUGUCCUACCUGCUCAUAUUCCUGGUCUGCAUGGUUGGAAAUGGAGUGGUGUGUUUCAUUGUGUUACGAAGCAAAAACAUGCGCACCGUCACCAACCUUUUCAUCCUCAACCUCGCCAUCAGUGACCUUCUUGUUGGGAUUUUCUGCAUGCCCACAACUCUUCUUGACAACAUUAUUACAGGUUGGCCAUUUGGAAGCAUGGUCUGCAAAAUGAGUGGAAUGGUCCAGGGCAUAUCAGUGUCAGCCUCCGUUUUCACCUUGGUUGCCAUUGCGGUUGACAGAUUCAGAUGUAUCGUAUAUCCCUUCAAGCAAAAACUGACAAUAUCAACAGCCACGCUUAUCAUUGUGAUAAUCUGGGUUUUGGCAGUGUCCAUCAUGUGCCCCUCUGGCGUCAUGCUUAAGGUGACUAAAGAACAAAGUGUCCGUGUGUUCCUGGGAGAUGGCAACCGAACAAGCCCUUUCUACUGGUGCAGGGAAAACUGGCCUAACCAGGAGAUGAGGAAGAUCUACACCACCAUCCUGUUUGCCAACAUUUACCUGGCUCCUCUGUCCCUCAUAGUGAUCAUGUAUGCAAGGAUCGGCAUCACUCUGUUCAAAACGGCCAUGCCGGCAGGCGCCAAACCGGGCCACGAUAACCGUCACUCCGUGUCGAAGAAAAAACAAAGAGUGAUCAAAAUGCUCCUCAUCGUGGCCUUGCUCUUCAUCUUGUCCUGGUUGCCUCUGUGGACGCUGAUGAUGCUAACAGACUAUGUUAAACUUACUGAACAUCAGUACAAGCUUAUUAACAUCUACAUUUACCCUUUUGCCCACUGGUUAGCCUUUUUCAACAGCAGCGUCAACCCGAUAAUCUACGGGUUCUUCAAUGAGAACUUCCGCCGUGGAUUUCAGGCCGUGUUUAAGUUCGGCCUGUGUCCUGUCGGCGGUCAGCAUCGGACCUAUUCUCACAGGGUGCAGGGCAAUUCUGUGCAACCGGUGAACCCGCAACCCUCCACAGAGCCCAUCUCUCUUAACAGCCUGGAGAACAACAGCUCGAGGAGGAUGAACCACGUCAACGAGCAAGACUUAGUGAUGGAAGAUCUAGAGAAAGUGUCUGAAUGCAGCGUGGAAGGAGCUUCUCUUUAA